This is a messenger RNA of Paraglomus occultum, 475 nucleotides long. The record is from the annotation of a GenBank genome assembly. Lineage: Eukaryota; Fungi; Glomeromycota; Glomeromycetes; Paraglomerales; Paraglomeraceae.
UGGAAAAUUGACCUUGGAAUAUGGCAAAAAUAAUUCAAAAACUAUUGAAGAUGACAAUUUAACUUCCGAGCAAAGAGAAAUAAAGAGUUUUUUUCAACAAAUUGGCAAAACCAGCCUUAGUCAAAAUGAGGCAAGAGCGAAAGCAGAAGCCGAAGAAAAAGCGUUGCAAAGAGGUUAUCAAGUAGUCUCUUACGAUGCUCGCAAUCAUGGUCUUUCUGGCAAAUCACCCACUACCCUCGGGCAAAUUGAGGCCUGCGACUUACAGGAUAUUAUUGACUAUGUGAAAACAAAAUAUCACCCGGAAAAAAUAGGUCUUUAUGGUUUUUCCAUGGGAGCGGCUACCUUAAUUUUUUGGUUAGGCUAUUUUGCUGGCCCUAGUAAUUCAGAAGUAUCAUUUGCUAUCUGUGAGACGCCCUUUGACCGUUUUACUACCCAGUAUGAAAGAGCCUUGGGAAGCGGAAUAAAUUACUAUUGA